Messenger RNA from Amyelois transitella, 1732 nucleotides. RefSeq names its product proton-coupled folate transporter. Bases 94 to 1572 code for a protein of 492 amino acids. Gene Ontology annotation, biological process: transmembrane transport. Gene Ontology annotation, cellular component: membrane. Lineage: Eukaryota; Metazoa; Arthropoda; Insecta; Lepidoptera; Pyralidae. The record is from RefSeq and is a predicted model, not a curated record. Gene Ontology annotation, molecular function: transmembrane transporter activity. The transcript is spliced from 7 exons.
GUUUACAUCAAUUAGUUAAGGAACUCCAUUAAUGCACUCCAAAGAUUCUGUUGAUAACUGCGUUAGUUUUACAUAGAAUCUCACAGCGGCGACAUGUCUGAGAAAGAAAAGAAAGUUUCACCAGAAGAAGAACCAUUAAAAGAAAAUGCUGAUGAAAACAUUAAGAACACACUCUGGGAUAGAGUUAAAUACAUAAAGUCAAAUGUGACAGUGGAACCGAUAUUAGCCGGCCUAAUAAUUCCCUCCAUGCUUUCAAGAUUAGCGACCCAAAACCUUAACUUAGACAAAGCCUGUAGAGUCAAACUGGAUUUGGGUGAUGAUAUUUGUAAUGCGUUAAUAGAAAAAAAAGGCAAUGGCAGUCAUUAUGAAGGCGAUAUACAAAGGGUCAUCUCUGAUAUAGAAUCAUGGAGAAGCGUCAUACAAACAGCUAUACCGACCUUACUUGUAAUAUUUAUGGGUGCUUGGAGUGACAGAACUGGGAAUAGAAAACUAUGUAUACUCUUACCACUUUUUGGUGAAUUGUGUGUGGCUUUAUGCAAUAUGAUAAGUACAUUUUAUUUCAAAGAAAUAUCUGUAGAAGUAACUAUGUUUUUAGAGUCAAUUUUUCCAGCAAUCACUGGUGGUUGGGUAAUGGUAUAUUUGGGUGUAUUCAGUUACAUUAGUGAUAUAACAACUGAAGAGUCAAGAACUUUUAGAGUGGGUCUUGCCAAUUUAUGCAUGACCGCGGGUGUGCCAAUUGGAACAGCUCUGAGUGGAAUUCUAUUAAAGGUUUGGGGAUAUUAUGGAAUUUUUGGGAUGUCCACUACUAUUUAUAUCAUAAAUAUAACGUACGCAAUGACCUGUUUAAAGAGCAACUCCAAGCCUGGUUGUGAUGGAAAUGAAAAGAAAAAACCACCGACCUUUAAAGAUGUGAUUACAUUAGUCAAAGAAACUGUAGCAGUAGCAUUCAAGAAGAGAGAUGGCAACAUCAGGAUGAAGAUAUUAGUUACAUUGGCUAUAGUCACUAUUAUAUAUGGCCCUAAUCAUGGUGAAAGAAUAGUUACAUACAUGUACGUCAGAUAUCGAUUGAACUGGGAUGCUUUGAAAUACAGCUUUUACUCAACUUAUAGUAUCAUAACGCAUUCUUUUGGUGCAUUGUUUUCUAUCAGUGUGUUUAGCAAGCGUCUAGGUUUCCACGAUUCUAUGCUUUGCCUGAUCUCCAUCGUCAGUAAACUUAUCGGAUCUAUUUAUAUCGCGUUUGUAUAUACGGACGUGCAAAUGUUCCUGGUGCCAAUAAUAGAAAUCUUAAAUGCUACAACAUUCACUUCCCUGAGGUCAUUGGCUUCAAAACUGGUUCCAAGCGAAGAGUCAGGCAAAAUGAACUCACUAUUCAGUUUGGUGGAGACCUUAGGUGCUCUGAUGUUCGAUCCCACUUACUCCACCAUUUAUUCUCGCACCAUCAAAAUUUUCUCUGGAACUGUCUUCAUAUUUAGUGCAUUAAUGACACUCCCGGCUAUAUCGAUGUUGAUAUGGAUAUUUGCAAGACACAGAAUAGAAACUAGAAACAAAAGGCUGGACGACGUGGAAAAAUGAAGUUAAAAUUAAAAAUAUUGCUACCUACGGUUGUGGAUAGGCUGCGGUAACCGCUUACCAUCAGGAUUGUGAUGUGUUUGUUUGUCGGGUUCGCAUAUAAAAUGUAAAGAAAAUAUUGUCUGCACUCAAGUUUUAUUAUAAUAAACUGAAAUUAUACUUA